This is a messenger RNA of Haplochromis burtoni (Burton's mouthbrooder), 1949 nucleotides long. RefSeq names its product interferon-inducible GTPase 5. Gene Ontology annotation, cellular component: membrane. Lineage: Eukaryota; Metazoa; Chordata; Actinopteri; Cichliformes; Cichlidae. Gene Ontology annotation, molecular function: GTP binding. The transcript has 3 exons. The coding region runs from base 158 to 1357 and encodes 399 amino acids. The record is from RefSeq and is a predicted model, not a curated record.
AUUUUUCCAUGACAGUAGAAAGUUUACACUGGUCUCUCCUGAGAUCUGAGUUCACUUUAAACAGGCAAACAAGAUUUUUAUCUUGGUCUCCUUCAAAGGCACAAAGUUGACAUCAGGACAGCUCUGUUUCUGCUCCAGAAACCAGUUUAAAAUCAACAUGGAGGAUCCACUGGAUUUCUAUAUAGUAGAUAUUGCUGAAGUGAAAGAGGCCCUGGAAAACAGUGAUACUGCUGCAGCAACUGAGAAAAUUCAAGAAUGUUUAGAAAAGCAAGAAAAGAUUCCAUUAAACAUUGCCAUUACAGGAGAGUCUGGUGCUGGUAAAUCCACUUUUAUUAAUGCCUUCAGAGGUAUAGACCACAAAGAUGAGAGGGCAGCCCGCACUGGUGCUGUAGAAACCACCAUGGAGCUUACAAAAUACCCACAUCCAAACUAUCCUAAUGUCUUAUUCUGGGAUCUCCCUGGUAUUGGCACUACCAAUUUUCCAGCUGAUGAGUAUCUGAAGAAAAUGGAAUUUGAAAAGUUUGACUUCUUCAUCAUCAUCUCAGACACUCGUUUCAGAGAAAAUGAUGUGAAACUCGCUCUGGAGAUUCAAAAGAUGGAGAAAAAGUUCUACUUUGUCCGCUCCAAAAUUGACAAUGAUGUUCGUGCUGAAGAAAGAACUCAGAAAGAUUUCAGUCUAGAGAAGAGUCUUAAAGGGAUUAAGAGAAACUGCAUUCAAGGUCUUGAAAAAGGAGGGAUGACAUCUCUUAAGGUCUUCCUGGUGUCCAGCUUUGAACUCCACCUUUAUGAUUUCCCUCUCCUACAAAAUACCUUAGAGAAAGAACUCCCAGCACAUAAGAGGGAUGUUCUGCUGUUUGCCAUGCCCAACAUCAACAUGGAGAUCAUCAACAAGAAGAAAGAAGCCUUUCAGGCCAAGAUAAAAUAUCACGCUGCUGGAUCUGCAAUGGCAGCAGGCGUACCGAUUCCUUUCCUUUCUGUUAGUGUUGAUCAAACCAUAAUGGUGAAAGCUAUAGAAGAUUAUUUAACUGUGUUUGGUCUUGAUGAGCCUUCACUGGAAAGGCUUUCUUCCACCUCAGGUGUGUCUUUAGAUGAAUUACUUGCUGUCCUUAAGUCACCACUUGCUGCCAAAACCAUAACCAAUGAUCUCGUCCUGAAGGCAUUGUCCCACUUAACAGGCACAACUGCAUUAAUGGCAGCAGAGGACGGGUCCAGAUUUAUUCCAUUAUUUGGAAUCCCAUUAGCAAUGAGUCUGUCUUUUGUCACAACCUACAGAGCUCUGAGUUUUUUCCUCAACAUGCUUGCAGACGAUGCUCAGAGUGUGUUUAAAAAGGCUCUGGGUUUGAAAACCUCAGACUAAUAUUUUAUGAACAAGCUUUCAUUUGAGUACUGAAACUGCCAGCAUUUUCCAUAGUUUGUUUUUCUAAAUAAAUCACUCAAUCAUCCAAAUCAUAAUCUAGUUUGUCUAUCUUAACAAAUGCGCUUGUACAGCUGGAAGACAUCAGUGUAGUGUAAUUUUAAGACUUUAAACUUUGCUUCUGGAAUGUAAUUGUUAGGUUCCAGUUAUUUGGGGUUUUGUAGUUUGGUUUUGGUAUUUGGUUUAUUCUUGUGCAUUUUAUCUCCCUUUCUUUUGCCUGCUCCUUACUUGAAUUAUUUGCUUUGAAAGUCUUUUGAAGGUCCUAAUAAAUUGUGAUGUGGUAUGUAACCACAAACGUUUUUAACAAUUGUACAUUUUAAUAUUACUAAAUUGGAGAAUAACUGCAGAUGUAGAAGAGUUUGCUUCAUAAUAUAGAAUUUAUGCUAUAAUUAAAGGUUUAUGGAAUAUUAGAACUUCUGUCUUUCUUUUAAAUACUUUUUAUAAUAAAACAAAUUUGACUGAUUGAUUUUGUUGUGAUGAGCUUUCACUGCCCUUGAGCGGUCACAAUGAGAACUUAAAUAACACCAAUGAUAAA